UUUCUUUUGACGAAAGGAUGAAGUCUCUAUCUGUCAUGGAAGCCAGGAUAUUGCAAAAUAAAAAAGGUCUUAAACUUUUGAACAGCACUGUAUAUAUAAAAAUUAAACCGGUCCUGAAAGGGUUAAACGCUGAACAACAUCUAGCGUUUAUGCUCAUUGCAAGACAUCUUGAUGGUGAAAGUCAUUUGAAACAUGGUGAAGAACAAGAACAGCUUCUGAUGUGCAUACCAGGCACUGGUGGUACCGGUAAAUCUCAUUUAAUCCAAGCAAUAACAACAUAUUUUAAGUUAACAAAUCGAAAACGAGCGUUAAGGAAACUAGCUCCAACAGCUGUAGCUGCCAGUAACAUUGACGGCCAAACAAUUCACUCAUUUUUGGUACCGGUUCAAGGUGUACACGAAAGUGUGAGACCGGAUGAUAGUAAAGUAGAAAGAGAAUGGCAAGAUGUUGAAUAUGUAUUUAUUGAUGAAAUGUCAAUGGUUGGCCUAAACCUUUUGGCUCCCUUAGCCGAAACGAUAACGCUUGGCAAAAGUGCUCCAGCAGAACUUCCAUUUGGUGGUGUUAAUUUGGUGUUGUUUGGUGUUGAGAGUGGAGACGGUGAACGUACCGGCAUACCACUUGUCCCUGGUAUGCCUGUACUGCUAACGAAUAAUAUUGCAAAUGAGUUAGGAAUAUCAAAUGGAACAAGCGGAAUAUUCGAGACUUAG
Messenger RNA from Didymodactylos carnosus, 707 nucleotides. NCBI's taxonomy places the organism in Eukaryota, Metazoa, Rotifera, Eurotatoria, Philodinida, Philodinidae. The record is from the annotation of a GenBank genome assembly.